AUGCAUGACCAUCAUCAGGUCAUCGCAAAGUCGAAAUAUGUACGCAAACGGCACCAGCAGGAUCCGCCGUUGGACAACACCCCUGGCGAAUAUAUGCUUCUUUUCCGAGGGUCAGAUAUAGCACAGACCCAAAGCACGGGGAACGUCGAGCGCUCGAUCAUGUCUUCGCCCUCUUGCGAUGCAGAUACUCUCGCAUACGACUCUAAUUCCAACUUUAUGUUCCCUCCUCUGCCGGAGGAGAACAACACCAGUAUAUGGAACUAUUUCAUGACAAGCAUAGGGAAACGCCAGAUGACUGACACAGGCGGUGUCGUCCCCGGAUCUCGAGAUCUAAAGGAAACCAUUGGAAGUACAAGCGGCUGCCCCAAUACCCGAAAAGUUGCCUUGAUAGGUGUGGUUGCGGACUGCACAUAUACCAACACAUUUGCCUCGGAGAUGGAUGCGAGAGCCGACAUUAUUUCAGUCGUCAAUGCUGCUUCCGUUGUGUACGAGCAUUCAUUUAACAUAUCCCUUACUCUUGGAGAAAUCAACAUCUUGCCCAAGAACUGCCCGGCAACCGCAUCGUCCGCAACUCCCUUCAACCAGCAGUGUGAUGACCGUGCUGGGGGCGGCUCCUUUACUCUCGCAGACAGGCUAAAUACAUUCUCUGCCUGGCGUGGAAAGAAGACGGAUGACUUUGCGUUCUGGACUCUGAUGACGGACUGCACUACUGAGAAUCAAGUUGGGCUGGCAUGGGCUGCCCAGUUAUGCGUCAAGGGUGUUCAGGGAAACCCAGAUAGCCGAAACUCCAGCUCUCAGGCUGUAGCUGGUGCUAACGUCGUCUCCAAGACGGAUAACACCUGGCAAGUCUUUGCCCACGAAGCUGGCCACAUAUUCGGAGCAGUCCAUGACUGUGAUAGUAUGCUCUGCCAGAACCCGGCGAAUCCAGAUAACUCCAGAUGCUGUCCUGCAACUGCAUCCACGUGUGAUGCACGCGGAAGGUUCAUGAUGAACCCAACGUCUGGAAGCCAGAUCACCGACUUCUCUCCCUGUUCAAUAGGCCAGAUAUGCUCCCGAAUGGCAAGACGUACCAUCCUAACCAGCUGCCUAACCACAAACCGCGGUGUUGAUACUAUCUCAGGUCAGCAGUGCGGCAAUGGCAUUGUCGAAGAUGGUGAAGACUGUGACUGUGGUGACGAAGAGAGCUGCAAAGGCAACACUUGCUGUGAUCCCAAGACCUGCAAAUAUACUUCCGGGUCUCAGUGCGAUGACGCGAACGAAGAAUGCUGUAAAGGGUGCAAGUUUGCAUCCAGCUCGACCAUCUGCCGCACAAGCAGCGGUCCCUGUGAUCCUGAAGAAAAAUGUUCCGGAAAUUCCGGUGAUUGUCCCCAUGAUAUACAUUCCAAGGAUGGAGAGACAUGCGGCACCGAUUUGCAGUGUGCCAGUGGCCAAUGCACCAGCCGAGAUUUACAGUGCCAAAUGCAUCUAGGAAACCAAGUUGCUGGUUCUAGGACAGUGGCUUUUGAUUCGUAUGGCUGCGAGGUAGCUUGCAAAGACCCAGAUAGACCCAAUGUGCGGUACGAAGGUAGCCUCACUUUCCUCGACGGCACCCCUUGUGGAGGGGGUGGCACAUGCAAGAACGGCCAAUGUAGCGGCAGCACAUUCGGCAACGAGGUAUCUGAUUGGGUCAGCCGCCAUAAACCCAUUGUCAUCGGCGUAGCAGUCGGUGCAGGCUGUUUACUUCUCCUAGCCAUCGCUUCCUGUAUCUGUGGACGAUCUAGAAGACAGAGACCUAGAAACAGGAAGAUGCCACCAAUUAACAUGCGCCCUAUGGCUCCAGUUUACAACGGAUGGAAUGGGGCACCUCCGAAUGCUCAGCAAUCGUCGCCGGGCGGUCAUCCCCCAUAUAACAACAUUCCUCCGCCUAUCAAUGCUCCUCCACCUGCAUAUCCAGGACAUCUGCCAUCGACACGAUAUGCUUAA
Trichophyton benhamiae CBS 112371 is the source of this 1962-nucleotide messenger RNA. RefSeq names its product ADAM family of metalloprotease ADM-A protein. Gene Ontology annotation, molecular function: metalloendopeptidase activity. Bases 1 to 1962 code for a protein of 653 amino acids. The transcript has 3 exons. Lineage: Eukaryota; Fungi; Ascomycota; Eurotiomycetes; Onygenales; Arthrodermataceae. The record is from RefSeq and is a predicted model, not a curated record. Gene Ontology annotation, biological process: proteolysis.